Nicotiana attenuata is the source of this 1787-nucleotide messenger RNA. RefSeq names its product probable polygalacturonase At1g80170. Gene Ontology annotation, biological process: carbohydrate metabolic process. Lineage: Eukaryota; Viridiplantae; Streptophyta; Magnoliopsida; Solanales; Solanaceae. The record is from RefSeq and is a predicted model, not a curated record. The coding region runs from base 122 to 1486 and encodes 454 amino acids. The transcript has 9 exons. Gene Ontology annotation, molecular function: polygalacturonase activity.
ACUCGACAGAAGUGGCUUGUAGGGCCUUUUUUGGAAACUUGCCGACAGCGAUGUUUGACAUCGUCAAGUGUCACUAGUUAAUUUACAGAGUUGAUUCCCAUUUGCCUUUGUCUAAUGGAAGAUGGGGAAGAUGAGAUCUUCCUCCAUCUCUUACUUUAAUCUCUCUUAUUAUUCCACCUCUGCUGCAUUCUUCGCAUCACUAUACGGUAUCUAUUUCGUCUUGAUUUCAGCAAAUGUGAACGGGUUUGAUUCUGUGAUACAGCUCCCUACAUCUGCGUCUGUGAAGAACACGACCCGUAAACCAGAAACCCUUUUUGAUGUCAGUGACUUUGGAGCAAUUGGAGAUGGCAUCACCGACGACACUAGCUCUUUUAAAGAUGCUUGGGACAAGGCCUGCUCUUCAGCAUCACGAUCGAAAAUUGUCAUACCUGGUGGAUAUUCUUUCUUAGUUCGGCCACUUAAUUUUGCUGGUCCUUGCCGGUCAAAGGUGUCCUUAAGGAUUGCAGGUACUAUUUUAGCGCCAAAGGAUCCUGAAGUCUGGGAUGGCUUGAAUCCACGAAAAUGGCUCUAUUUCCGUGGUGUGAAAUACCUGACAAUAGAAGGAGGAGGAACUAUAAAUGGUAUGGGCCAGGAGUGGUGGUCUCGGUCAUGCAAGGUCAACUUAACAAAUCCGUGUCAACAUGCUCCAACGGCUUUAACUUUCCACAAAUGCAACAACCUCAAAGUCAGGAACAUUAAGAUCCUUAAUAGUCAACAAAUGCAUUUAGCAUUUACUGAUUGCAAACAUGUUGCAGCAUCACGUCUCGCAGUCUUAGCCCCAGCUGAUAGCCCUAACACUGAUGGAAUCCACAUAAGUUCAUCUAAACAGGUCAAUAUCAAGGAUUGCACUAUUGGCACAGGAGAUGACUGCAUAUCUAUUGUCGGCAAUUCAUCGCGGAUAACAGUUAGAAACAUUGUGUGUGGGCCAGGCCAUGGUAUAAGCAUUGGAAGCUUGGGAAAGUCCAAUUCAAUGUCUCAAGUUUACAAUGUUCAUGUUAAUGGAGCAUCUAUUUCCAACACGGAGAACGGGGUUAGAAUAAAGACUUGGCAGGGAGGUACUGGAUUUGUCAGAAAGAUUACUUUCGAGAAUGUUUGGAUGGAAAAUGUCUCAAAUCCUAUCAUAAUAGACCAAUAUUACUGUGAUUCUCUGCUGCCCUGUUCAAACAAGACUUCAAACAUUCGCAUUGAUAACAUAUCCUUUGUGGGCAUUAAAGGAACUUCAGCUACAGAAAAGGCAAUAACAGUUGCCUGCAGCGAUAAUUUCCCCUGUAGAAAGUUGUACUUGGAAGAUGUUCAAUUAACUUCAUUUUCUGGGGAUCCAACAACAUCUUUUUGCUGGGAGGCAUAUGGCUCAUCCUCAGGGUUAAAUUAUCCGCCUCCUUGCUUUUCCUGUAAUGACAGCAUUCUUCAGCCAACAGUUUUAUCCAAAUGGAGUCAAUCGAUAUGACGUCUUCUAUGCUAAUAGUACAGAGGCCCAGACCAUAUAUCAAUUGUGAGCUGCUAAAUGAAUUGUCACAGGUAUUCAUUAUCCUGGGGAAAGCUAGCAAACUUGUUGAGCAAGUGGAACAGCUUGAGUGAACUUGUUUAUCAGUAGCUGGUCCAAGUAUCAAUAUAUAUAGAAAAUACAGAGUGUUACUUCGUGGAUUUUAAUUACUUAUGUAAAUAAAGUGCUCAUUCUUUUUCAUGAAUCUUGAUGAAAAAAUUCCAUGAUAUCUAACAAUACAUGAUAAAACAAGAAAAAGCUUCGC